Molecule: messenger RNA, 480 nt
Organism: Aureococcus anophagefferens
Lineage: Eukaryota; Pelagophyceae; Pelagomonadales; Pelagomonadaceae
Exons: 1
Biological process (GO): carbohydrate metabolic process
Molecular function (GO): glycosyltransferase activity
Source: RefSeq, a predicted model, not a curated record
UCGACCAACGCGUCGCACCGCCUCGCCAUCGUCGUGCCCUUCCGGGAGGACGGUGGCGGCGACCCCCUCGCGCAAGGCAUCGGACGCGAUCGGAACUUGAGGAAUUUCACGGCCUACAUGUGCGACUUCGUCAAGGUGCCCUUCGACAUCGUCGUGGUCGAGCAGUCGCCGCACGGCACCUGGAACAAGGGGAAGCUCUUCAACGUGGGCUUUCAUCUGACGAACGGCAGCCACGACUACAUGGUGCUCCACGACGUCGAUCAGAUCCCCGAGAAUCCGGAGAACAACUACGCGUGGAAGGAGAAGCCCACGCUGCUGCUUUCGACGACGUCGCAGUGGGACUACAAGGAGCACAACAUGAUGCUCGUCGGCGGCGCCCUGCAAAUAUCGCACGCGCAGUACGCGGAGGUCGGAGGCUACUCGAACAAGUUUGAGGGAUGGGGGGCCGAGGACGAAAACAUGGGCUAUCGACUGAGUCAG